GUUAUUGAAUUAAAGUUGGCAGUUGUGGCCUUGGGCCGGCUACAUCCUGUCAAAAUCGGGAAGGGACAGCUGUGUGGGUGCAGAUGAGUUAAGACUGAGAUUUGACACAGCUGGUCUGUGGGAAGUUGCCGUUUGGAAUCAGCGCAAGACGCAAGAAGUGUACCGCAGAUCUAACAUGGACGAAAAGAGGGUGGUCUGAGAAUGACAAAGUGAUGAUACAAGAGCUACUUUGUAGCAAUGUCUGGCGUCGCAGCUUAACAAACAAGACGGGUUUGUAGUGGGGAAAGGUUACAGGCUGACCAAAGUGCAGAGCUCGUUCAUAAGAUACUCAGACAACCGCUCGCCACGGGAUCUUUUUUUUUAUAGUCCGUUCGCUUGCAUAACUUCUGUUAAAUGUACACGACGUUAUUCACUGGCUAGGCAACAAAGCAUAAUGUGGUACUUUUGCGAUAUCUUUGGUCGAUUUUGGCAUUCGCAUUUAAUUUUAUUGAAUUUAGUUGGGUUUUUCAUAGCACCUGUAACCUCACAUCCACAAUGCUUGGACUUCAAGCCCCCUUUCCGACCUGAAGAUGAGCUCCAGUUUUGCGUAAUGUAUAAGUAUUUUGGUUGUUGUGAUUAUGCAAAGGACCAGGAGCUGAUGGCGAAAUAUUACAAGAUCAUGGACAAUUUUGACUAUUUUGGAUAUGCCAAUUGCGCAGCGUACGUUCAGGGCUUGCUAUGCCAGGAAUGCUCACCGUAUGCAGCGCACCUGUUUGAUGCCGAGGACUCCAGCACACCUCUCAGGACCAUCCCGGGGCUGUGCCCCGACUACUGCUCCGCUUUCCUGGACAGGUGUGAGUCCACCCUACCCCUAAUCUCCGACGACCCGCGGGUCACCGAGCUGAAGCACGACAAAACCCAGCUGUGUCAGUACCUACAGCUGGACGACCCCGACUACUGCUAUCCCCACCUGCUGAGCAACGAGCACCUGACCAAAAACCUGGGCCGCGUGGCCGAAGACCCCGAGGGCUGCCUGCAGCUGUGCCUGGAGGAAGUGGCCAACGGUCUGCGCAACCCACUGGCCAUGGUGCACGCCAACGACGGCACCCACCGGCUCUUCGUGGCCGAGCAGGUCGGCGUGGUCUGGGUGUACCUGCCUAACCGCUCCAGACUGGAGAAGCCCUUCCUGAACAUCUCAGAGGCCGUGCUCACCUCCCACUGGGAGGGGGACGAGCGGGGCUUCCUGGGGCUCACCCUUCACCCAGACUUCAAGUACAACGGCAAGCUGUAUGUGUACUACUCCAUCGAAAUAGGCUUCGAUGAGAGGAUACGCAUCAGCGAGUUCCACAUCUCUGCUGCCGACAUGAAUGUAGUCGACCACACGUCAGAGAGGGUUAUAUUAGAGGUGGAUGAGCCAGCGUCUAACCACAAUGGUGGCCAGAUCCUGUUUGCUGACGAUGGGUAUCUGUACAUCUUCACUGGCGAUGGGGGGAUGGCGGGAGAUCCCUUUGGGCUGUUUGGUAACUCUCAAAACAAGUCUGCUCUCUUGGGCAAGGUUCUUCGCAUCGAUGUUAAUGAUAAUGACAAGGGACCGCUGUACAGGAUCCCCCCAGACAACCCCUUUGUUCACGAGCGCGGGGCCCGGCCGGAGGUCUUCGCUUACGGGGCACGGAACAUGUGGAGGUGCUCCGUGGACAGGGGCGACCCCGUCACCAGGGAGGGGAAGGGCAGGAUCUUCUGCGGGGACGUGGGGCAGAACAAGUACGAGGAGAUCGACAUCGUGGAGAAGGGCAGGAACUACGGGUGGCGUGCGAAGGAAGGCUUCUCGUGUUACGACAAGAAGCUCUGUGCCAACAGCUCCUUAGAUGAUGUCUUGCCUAUUUAUGCCUACCCGCAUAAAAUGGGUAAAUCAGUGACCGGUGGAUAUGUCUACAGAGGUUGCGAGUACCCCAACCUCAAUGGCAUGUACAUCUUCGGAGACUUCAUGAGUGGGCGCCUGAUGAGUUUACGAGAGAACCAGCACACGCGCCAGUGGGACUACAAAGAGAUCUGUAUGGGGAUGGGUCUCACCUGUGCCUUCCCAGGUCUGAUCAAUAACUACCACCCCUACAUCAUCUCCUUCGCUGAGGACGAGGCGGGGGAACUUUAUUUCUUGUCUACGGAGAUCCCAAGUGCCACCUCUCCCUCUGGUGUUGUGUACAAAGUGGUGGACCCUUCAAGACGCGCACCUCCAAGAGCCUGCCAUUACGACCCACUACCAGUCAAAGUCAAGGGCAAAACCAUAAAAUUCCAGCCAAAGGAAACAUUAAUCGGCGCUGAAUUACCAAACUCGCGCCAAGAGAUUCCAGACUCCAAUGACUGGUUGGAGGAACUCAUGCGAAUUCUGGACGAGCCUGGGCUGCAGACCACCCUUAAGCCGACCACUACCACCAGGGCUCCCAGGACUACCAAGUCCCGCAAGGGCCGGCGCAGGAAACAGGGCCGACACCGGUCCGACGCAGCACACCAGAAUGGAGCCGUGCGAUUGGCCGGAGACGAAAUGGGACGUGCCGACCGGGGCAGAGUAGAGAUCUUCGCCAAAGGCGAGUGGGGGACGGUGUGCGACGACCUGUGGAACACAAAGAACGCCGAGGUGGUGUGUCGGCAGCUGGGCUACCGGCACGCCCUCAAGGCUUCCAAAGCGGCGGAGUUCGGCGAGGGCAGCCACCUGAGGAUCCUCCUGGACGACGUCCAGUGUCAGGGAACAGAGGCUUCGCUGCUGGACUGCCAACAUGCAGGCGUGGGCAACAGCAACUGUGCACACUAUGAGGACGCAGGGGUCAUAUGCGGGAACUCCUUCGAUAACGGACACUGAAAGCCUCCGCACAUAGGCGCCGACAUGAGUGCGGUGUGCGCCACGCUCGGCGUUCGAUUACAUUAGAUUCCAGUGUUUCCAACACAACCCCGCACGCCAUCGCCAAACCCUAUCGCCGCCGCCAUGUAGAUUUAGCUCUGUUUUUGCAUUCCAUUGUUCCAUUGUUGAACAUUUCCAUUGUUGCCACUGAUGUGACAGAAGGUGUCGGUCCACUCAAGUCGGCCCCUAUAAUCGGAGUGCAAAAAUGAUAAUAUGACCACAGCACACGGGGAUGUGAUCCACUGGUCUUAGCGAAACAGAGAAAAAUCUACCGCAAUGAUUUGCCCAGGAAUAUUCGAGCUUUGCACUACCUCCUCUGUCACAAACAAGCAAAUACACAAACAAGUGCAGCUGUUUUGCUCUAGUAAUUUUACCAGGCUUUAUUCAAUAACCUUAAUUGACCUGAUGUAAUUGACAUCAUGUUAAUACUACCUUUAUAUUCAGUUCAAAAUAAAUGUUUAACAAAAACUGA
Alosa sapidissima (American shad) is the source of this 3344-nucleotide messenger RNA. It is a transcript of the gene hhipl1, whose product is annotated as HHIP-like 1. The transcript has 9 exons. The coding region runs from base 434 to 2833 and encodes 799 amino acids. NCBI's taxonomy places the organism in Eukaryota, Metazoa, Chordata, Actinopteri, Clupeiformes, Clupeidae. Gene Ontology annotation, cellular component: membrane. The record is from RefSeq and is a predicted model, not a curated record.